Molecule: messenger RNA, 4902 nt
Organism: Bipolaris zeicola 26-R-13
Lineage: Eukaryota; Fungi; Ascomycota; Dothideomycetes; Pleosporales; Pleosporaceae
Exons: 5
Coding region: 1-4902 (1633 amino acids)
Source: RefSeq, a predicted model, not a curated record
AUGCAAAUUCCGGUUCCUGAGCCGCAUCUGCGCCGCAUGGAGAACGCUGGGCCGGAAAGCCUGCCAGCCGGGAGUCCGCAGCCAAAAAAGCUGCCCGCACCUUCAACCCCGACGUCGUCAGUCCGGCGCAAGAUGGCUUCCCAUGGCCCUUCGCCCGCCUCCAAAGAUGGCGCCGCUCCUCGUCGGCCCACCGUCUCCAGCACUACUACUGCCACUACAGCUACUGCUCGCCGGCCGGCAGCCCCAGCUCAAACUACCACGACGCGCACCUCGACGAGCGCUGUCAAGCCCCCCACAGCCUCCACCACCCGCGCCAGCGCUGUAGGAGGAUCCAGCCUCAGCAAGCCCCCUACGCGUCCAGCUCCCGGUACUGCUGCGCGUAGAACAAUUUCGUCGUCCAAGACUGCCUCGGACCAAGACCCAGAUCUAUCAUCAGUAACAUCGGGAGAGGAGAGCAAGAAGAAGCCACCAGUGCGCAAGCCGGCUGUCGCGUCUACUGCAGCUGCUCGACCAUCCCCCGGAAAGCCAACAUCUAGGCCUUCGCUCUCGUCUUCGGCUGCGACUGCGACAGCCACCGCAAAGCGACCCUCGACAACGCGCGCUGCUGCAGAUGCAGCAACAACCCGCGCCCCUCGUGCUUCCCUCGGUCCCUCCGCUAGGCCACCAAGCACGCGCCCUACUGCCGCUGCUACCACUGCUUCUGCUGCCGCCGCUGCGCGCACGACAGCUACUGGCCCAAAGGCGCUUGCAGGACAGGCCAAGAAGCUAUCAGUCCCUGCCUUUGCCCCUCCCCCGCCAGCAGCCUCUGAACCCGAGGACACAGCAGAAGAAACCCGCAAUGCCGCCUCCGAUGCAGAAGCCGAGGUGCGCAAAUCUGCCCUUGGACCCGUCAAAGCCGCCCUGGCGAAAUUCGGCGAGAGUUCACCCCGACCGGAUACCGCGCCGACGGGCUCUGCCGAGAUGGAUGUGGAGAUGAAAAGGCGGAGCGCCCAGAUCAUGCAGGACUUCUUCAAGGAAACCAGCCUUCGCGACAAGCUGCAGGAACAGUGCGACGACCUCAGCCGUGAGGUGGACAAUCUACAACUAGAAAAGACCAAACUACGAAGCCAGCUGGCCGAAGCACAGGCAGCCAUCACCGAGAAGGACAGGCUCAUUGCAAACGGCUCCAAUGCUACAUCAUCUUCUGAGCAAAGCGCCCACGAGACCCUGGUCCAAGACAUGGAGAAGAAGUUUGCGAUAGAGACCAAGCAGCUCGAAGAGCAGAGCCAGCAGCUUGAGGUGGAGAAGAAGGCAGCCCAGGAGAGGGAGGCCGCCGAAGCUGCCAAGGCACUCGAACUACAGCAGGUGCUAGACGACUUGAAUGCUGAGCUCGAGCAGCAGGGCCGCCAAUGGGACGACGAAAAGAAGAAACUAGUCGAGCAAGCGACCCAGAUCGAAGAGCUUACACAGGAAGUAGCGACGUUGAAGGAUGAACGCGACAAGCUCUCGCAGGAACUUGACAUUGCCAAGAAGACGUUGGAAAAUCUGGAAACCAAGUUUGCCGAGCUUGAGCAAAGCCAGGCGGAUAACCUUCGUUCGCGUGAUGCUAAGAUCAUCGAGCUUACCAAGACCGUCGAUGAAUACAUGGCCCAGGUGACAAGUAGAGAGGAACAGCACAAGGAAGCUUUGCAAGAAGCACAACAAUCCCUCGAGUCCAAGGCCUCCGAGCAUUUGGCACUCGUCGAGCAACUGCAGACUGAGCUCCAAACCAUCCACCAGCAACACACUGAUGAAUUGCAUGCAAAGGAGCAGAUAAUCGCCACACACACUGAAACCCAGAAGCAACUCCAGGACGACCUUACCAAGCUACAACAGCGUGCAGAUCAGACCUCCGCAGAUCUCGAGAGCGAGCGUAACGAAUACGCUGAACAGCUGCAAGCCAAGAUUGACGAGCUUCAGAAGACUACGGCCGAUCAGCUGCGAGCAAAGGAAGAAGAGCUAUCAGGACAUGUCAAGUCUAUUGAGGAUCUUCAGGAGCAGAUUGUGGCGCUUCAACAAGGGUCGACUGACGGUGCUCAGAUUGCCGAGAAGCUUAACAAGGAAAUCGAGGAGCUGAAAAAUGCGCAUGAUGCCGCUAUCAAGAUCAAGACGGAAGAAAAUGACGAACUUGCCCAGAAGAUAGAUGCUUUGAAUAAUCAACUCACCGCCCAGACUGCCGAAAUGGAGCAACUCAAAGCGGAGGCCGCUGGCUUGCGAAGUACCAUUGAUACACUCGAGACGGCUUCGCAGCAGCUGGACUCGCAACAUGCUUCCGAGAUUGCAAAAAUGCAGACUAACUUGGACGAAGCGAACAAGAAAGCUGAUGGUUACAAGUCUGAGCUUGAUGCGCUACAUGAGAGACACAAACAAGACUUGCGUGUCAUUGGCGAAGAUUACGAGCGCGAAAUCGAAUCCCUGAGAGCGGAUCUUGAAGGGGAUGCAACAAGGCGAUUGAACACUUUGCAGGCCGACUUCGAUUCCCUUGUCGCUGAGAAGAAUGGAAACUCCGAGCAACAUGAGAAAGCACUUUCGGAGCGAUCUCAAGAAAUUGAGGCUCUCAAGCAGGAAAUCAAUGACCUUCGAGACAGUUCUGCCUCUGCAACCCGCAACUGCGAUGACGCUCUCGCGAAGCUCAAGCACACCGAAGACGAACUGGCCGCUUUGAAAGAAGCCCACAGCAUCUCGCAGGGAUUGGUCGUGGAUCUCCAAGCACGCGUUGAUACCAUGAGCAAGGACCUUGCCACCAGCGGAGAUCUGCAGGCCAAACUGGACGCGUUACAAGAAGAGAAAGAUGCUACGGCAGAUGCUCACGCCAAGUCUCAGUCUAUCAUUGUUGACCUGCAAGCCCGCCACGACUCCUUGUUGGAAGAGAAGACGCUCGCGGAGGAUUCUCAUGCUCGUGCCAUCGAAUCCCUUAAGCAAGACUCUGAAAGCGAGUCAAAGCAGUUGCUUGCAGAGCUGCAAUCAAAGUAUGACACUCUCAUUCAAGAGAAGAAAUCAGCGGAAGAUGGACAUCGCUCUGCCGUUGAAACUCUGAAGCAAGAAUCCGAAACUAAGUUGAGGCACUCCCUUGAGGAACUCGAAUCCAAGUACAAUCUGCUGGUGGAGGAGAAGGGUGCAAUGGAAACUGCGCACAAAGAUGCUCUGGAGGCCUCUAAAUCACAGUCAGAAAGCGCAUCUAAGCAACUACUGAACGACCUUCAGGCCAAAUACGACUCGCUGCUUGAAGAGAAGAGUACCAUGGAAAACACCCACUUGCAGACGCUACGGGCUUUGGAAGCCGAUUCAGAGCAAUCUACUAAGUCAGCCCUGGCGGAGCUUCAAUCCAAGUAUGACACACUGGCGCAAGAGAAGGCUGCCGCCGAUACUACGUCGAAACAGCUCCUUGAUGAGCUGCAAGCCAAGUAUGAUAAGCUCCAGGUAGACUUGAAGACCACUUCGGAGGUUUUGAGUAAUCUCCAGACGAGAUACGAUGUUGUCACCCAAGAGCGAGGUAGCGAUGAUGAAGCCCAAAAGGCAGAAAUCCAGAACCUCCAGAGCCAACGGGAUGAUCUAUCUGCACGGCUUGCGGAACUUGAGAAGUCUCAUGCAGAGAGCCUUGCUAAACAGCUGGCAGCCGAGGAAAGUCAUGCCAAGGCGCUUGAGGCUCAGCAUGUAGAAAUCGAGCAGAAAUACGCAGCCUUACUAGAGAUUAUGCAAAACGACACCGAGCGAUUGGAACAAGAAAGGGCAGCAGCACUUGCAGGCAAACAAGCUGCGCUUAAUGAGCUCGCAUCCAUGAAGGAGCAGUCUGGUUCGUCGUCAAACGCUGAAAUUGCAAGCAAGUACGAAGCUCUACUGGCCGAGAAGACCGCUGCCGACAAAGAACAUGAGGAUGCUGUUGCCUUACUCAAAGAUUCUCUGAAGGCAGAUUACGAGCAGGCUCUAUCCAAGUUGCAGUUGGAGUGCGAUAAGUUGCAGCAAAAGAUUGCAGAGACGGACCAAGCGCACAGUGAUGCGAUGGAGUUGUUGAAAAAGGAAUUUAAAGCCGGACACUCGAACGACAUGCAGGCUCUGCGGAAUCAGCUCGAGGCUGUGCAGAAACAGCAUCAAGAUCUUAACGAGCAAAAGACGUCAAUGGACCAGGCUCACGAGGAGGCCAUUGCUGAGUUGAUGGCGGGCAUGGAGGCUAGCACGUCAGAAGCUCUACGAGAACUCCGCAAGAAAUAUGAUGACCUUUCGUUGGAGUUGGAAGAAGCACAUUUCAAUCACUCUGCUGCACUUGAAGCCGCCAAAAAGGAAGCAACCCAACAACGAGACAUGUACUGGGACUCUCAGCUUCAGGAGAAGCUCAAGGCUGAUGCUGCUGCCGAAAGCUCCAACAUGUUAGCCCUUGGAGAAAAGAUCCGCGCAAUCGAACGUGAGCGCGAUGAAGCCAUCAGGGCUGCUGAGGAAGCCGAAGACCGCAUUGAAACCAUGAAGGGUGAAGUCGUGCGCAAGCACCUGGCCCGUGUCGAACCACUGGAGAAAGAGAACUUACAACUCCUCGAUAAGAUUGACCGCCUCGAAGCAAUGCUUGCUGCCGGCGACAGGAUUGCUCGUGCUGCUGCCAGCUUGGGUGAGCAGCGGGACAUGAUCACUUUGGCAGAAGAGGAAGAGGAGGAAGACAACGGCAGAGGCGCUAUGUCUGGUACUCAGCGCCACACAACCAACGGCACUGGUCCUGCAAGAGAUGUUGUCGGUACUCAGUUGGCGGCCAUGCAAGAGACGUUAAGCCAGCUCGCUGAACUCAAUAAUGACGCGAUUGCAGAAAGCACCAGGACAGCCCAACUGCUUACUACGGAGCAUACCGGCCCAGACGAGCUUCCCCACCCCACCCACUUCCUAAUGGACUUGAUGGACUAA